AUGACAGAACCGCGGGCCCGGGUGCGCAACAAAGGCCAAGUCUUCAGCACCUCCGACCUCUCCGACUUCCUCUACGCCUUCGGCGACCACACGCGCACCCCCGCAAGCCAAACCUCGCUGCCCACCACAAUCAGCGCGCUCGACGAAAUCCUCACCGACUUCGUGAUCGAAACGUGCCACGCGGCGGCCCUCAGCGCCUCCUACAGCCGGCGGCAGAAGAUCAAAGUCGACGACUUCAAGUGGGUGUUGCGCAAGGAUGAGCGCAUGCUGGGCCGCGUGCUGGAGCAGAUGUGGAAGGAGCGGUAUAUGAAGGAGAAGCGGAAG
Neohortaea acidophila is the source of this 324-nucleotide messenger RNA. RefSeq lists its product as uncharacterized. Gene Ontology annotation, biological process: transcription by RNA polymerase II; RNA polymerase II preinitiation complex assembly. The record is from RefSeq and is a predicted model, not a curated record. The annotation marks the transcript as partial. Gene Ontology annotation, molecular function: protein heterodimerization activity. The transcript has a single exon. NCBI's taxonomy places the organism in Eukaryota, Fungi, Ascomycota, Dothideomycetes, Mycosphaerellales, Teratosphaeriaceae. Gene Ontology annotation, cellular component: transcription factor TFIID complex.